Chlamydomonas reinhardtii is the source of this 2195-nucleotide messenger RNA. RefSeq lists its product as uncharacterized. Lineage: Eukaryota; Viridiplantae; Chlorophyta; Chlorophyceae; Chlamydomonadales; Chlamydomonadaceae. The transcript has 10 exons. The record is from RefSeq and is a predicted model, not a curated record. The coding region runs from base 404 to 1927 and encodes 507 amino acids. Gene Ontology annotation, molecular function: monooxygenase activity; oxidoreductase activity, acting on paired donors, with incorporation or reduction of molecular oxygen; heme binding.
GAUAAUGGAUGUCUGAUGUCCCAAUCGCCUAGUUGUCUGGUGGCCUAAUCGCCUAGCUGCUUCUGGCUCAGUAUUCACGUUCUGGGUUAAACUGGGUUACGGCGGUGCGUUGAAGCGCAGGCGCGAGUUUUGCAAAGCAGGUUUAGUGCUGCUGCUCUAUAGUUGUAGUAUUGUGCACAUACAUUCGUUAACAACUAAAGCUCUGAGUGUAGCUCUGAGGGUGGAAGCCCAGCACAGUUGUGACAGCUAAAGCUUUUUGCAGCUGCUCUAAAACACCAUGGAUUAUAUGCAGCUGCUCGUUGGUCUGCUGGCCAUUUUGCUGGCGUCGAUUCUAUUGCUGCGGUCAUCUGGCAAGCGCUUGAGCCCGCGCUUUCGAGUUCCGCUCCUCGGCGACACGAUUAAAAUGGCAAAGCGCCCUGCAGAGUUCCUCUUCUCGAGGUUUAAGGAGUUUGGGCCGGUCUUCACACUCGACCUGAUGGGCAGCACCUAUUGGGUGGUCGCUGACAUGGAUGCGCAGCGGCGCUUCCUUUACCGCACUGAGGGCGCGUCAGCGGAGAUUCCAAUCAAGUCCUUCAAAAUGCUGACUGAAUUGCCCAGCCCCAACAGCGACCGGGUGAACCACGCCACCUGGCGCAAGGCCACGAUGGCGGCUGUGGGGCCCCACGCGCUGCACACACUGUUCCCGCCCGUGCUUGAAGUCAUCCGGGCUCACGCGGACCGCUGGACGCAGCAGGCUCAGCAGCAGCAGGGCGGCGGCGGCGGUGGCGGGGGUGGCGGCCAACUUCAGAUCUACCGAGCGUGCCGCAAGCUUGGACUGGACCUGUCGGUGGAUGUGGUGGCGGGUGUGGACCUGCCCCAGUCCGUGGACCGAGGCGAAUUCAAGAAGCAGGUUGAGGUGUGGCUGGACGGCCUGUUUGUUCUGCCGCUGGCGCUGCCGGGCACCAAGCUGGCCCGGGCCAUGGCCGCCAAGAAGUGGCUGCUCGCCACACUCAUGCCGGCACUCAGCGACGUGCACGGCCGCUUCAGCAAACAGUGGUCGCAGGUGGGCGGUGACAUGGCCGCUAUGUCGGAGCUCCUCAUACAACAGCUGGACCAACAGGAGGGCGAUGACAUGGGCGCCAGCAGCAGCAGUGGAGGCGGUGGUGGUGGUGGUGGUGGUGGUGGGCCGGAGGCGGCGGCGCCCGCGCCGCAGGGGCAGCAGCAGUCGCUCUUCCGGCUGCCGCAAGCGGUGAUGCUCGGAUUCUUCGGACUCAAGGCCACAGGGCUGCGCGAGUCCGCCAUCGCUGUGCUGCAGGCCGUUGCCGCGGCGGCGGACACCACCCGCGUGACGCUGUUCACGGUGCUCGCGCUGGUCGCCAUGAGCCCGCGAGUGCAGGAGGAGAUCUUCGCCGAGCAGCAGAAGGUCAUUGCGGAGUACGGCAGUGAGCUGUCGUACAAAGUUGUGUCCGACAUGCCGUACCUGGAGGCGGUGGUGAAGGAAGCCAUGCGGCUGCUGCCGCCCGCCGCCGGCGGCAUGCGUGUCCUGUCCGAGCCGCUGACGGUCGGGGACGUGACUCUGCCGACAGGUGCACUCUUGCUCAGUUACUCCUUCCUCAUGCACUGCAUUGACCCGGCGCUGUGGGAUGGCGACACGAGCGUGGACGUGCCGGCCCACAUGGACUGGCGCAACAACUUCGAGGGCGCGUUCCGGCCCGAGCGCUGGCUCAGCGAGGAGACCAAGCCGAAGUACUACUACACGUUUGGCGUGGGGAAACACAUGUGCGCCGGUAUCCACCUCGUCUACAUGGAGGUGAAGACGAUGGUGGCGCUGCUGGUCCGCAAGCACCGGUUGAAGCUGCAGACGCCGGACAUGUUCGAACGCGCGACUUGGUUGCCGUUCACGACGCCGGCUCCCGGCACCGACACGGUGCUCUUCGAGCCGCGGUAGCUCCUCAGUGGUAGUACACGCUGUGGGCAGAACCUCACGGCGCAACCCCUGGGUGUUGUCCCGUGCUUCCCGACUGUGGCGUAGAUGCAAGUGGUGGGGAUCUGGCGGUGUUCGGCUUGGCUGGCACCUUGGCUGGCACUCUCUGUGCGCGGAGUUACACGGAUUUUGGCAGCGGUAGGGUGUGUUGUGCAGCAACCCUGGAGUGUUGGUGGCGCGAAUUUGGUCGCCUGGCAGCAUCAGAUUGUCCCUUCUGUAAGCCGGCAAUCGU